Molecule: messenger RNA, 512 nt
Organism: Leptonychotes weddellii (Weddell seal)
Lineage: Eukaryota; Metazoa; Chordata; Mammalia; Carnivora; Phocidae
Source: RefSeq, a predicted model, not a curated record
CAGGAUGGGGUGCAGCACUUUUCCCAGUCACCGUGAGACCGCGGCCCGCUGUCCACCGCACGUAAAGGUCCAUGGGUGCAUUCCAGCUUCCAGCGUUGUGCUUGAAGACAAAUGGGCGUCAACUACAGAUUUUCUGGCGUCGGCAGGUUCACAUGAUGGCGGGGAUCCGGCCCAGCACCAUUACCAGCUCCUUCCCCCAGCUUAUGUCCAACGUGGACGCAGCUUACGAAGUGUCCGACAGGGGCACCGCUUACUUCUUCAAAGGCCCCCACUACUGGAUAACAAGAGGAUUCCAAAUGCAAGGUCCUCCUCGAACUAUUUAUGACUUUGGCUUCCCAAGAUAUGUGCAGCGAAUAGAUGCUGCUGUGUAUCUCAAGGAUGUGCAGAAGACCCUUUUCUUUGUGGGAGAUGAAUACUACAGGUAUGGCUUUUCUCCUCUUGAUUGUCCAGAUGUAUUCAAUGGGAAGAAAAAAUCCUUUUGCAGAAAAGAAUGCAAAGCAAGUUUGCGAUAG